Molecule: messenger RNA, 2954 nt
Organism: Corylus avellana
Lineage: Eukaryota; Viridiplantae; Streptophyta; Magnoliopsida; Fagales; Betulaceae
Product: MIF4G domain-containing protein / MA3 domain-containing protein
Biological process (GO): mRNA splicing, via spliceosome
Cellular component (GO): catalytic step 2 spliceosome
Molecular function (GO): RNA binding; protein binding
Source: RefSeq, a predicted model, not a curated record
AAAUCCCUAACCGGAAAUCAACCCAUUUAGCGCAGAAAGGAAGUACUAACGGGUUUCGGUCGUAGUCGCCAACCCUCACUGGGAACCACCUAUUUGGCUAGUCUGAGCUGCUUCUCGGCGGAACCAAGUCGAAUCGGAGAAACUCCUUUAAUUUGUUUCCUCUCAAAGCCGAAGCACCAUUCUCUCUCCCCUUUUAUUGGAUUUGUGUCAACUUGGGGUCUCACGAACCCUAGCCUGAGACAUAUAGGUUGGAGUAUUAGUGCGUGCAUUGGGAAGUGGAUUAGAUUUUAGAUUAGUAUGGCUAGAAGGUACAGUAGUGAUGAGAGUGAUUCCUCGGAUUCUGAGCGAAGAACUAGACAUAAACGUGAUGAGAGGCGAGAUGAGCGUAUACGUGAUGAUAAAGAUAGAGAAAGAGGCAAUGGUAAGGAUUUGUUGGACUCUGAUAAAAGAAGUAGAAAGCAGCAUGAGAGACGAGAUGAGCGUAGUGGUGAUGAUAACAACAGGGAUAGAGCGAAUGGGAAGGAUGUUAGGGAUAGAGAUGGAAGGUGGCGAAGCGAGCAUCUAGAGCGAAGGGAAUCUCGUCAAAGUUCUGCUGAAGAUGGUGAGUUAGUAGAGAGAGAAAGGAGCAGGCCAGAAAGGGAGAGAACCCAUCGACAUGAGGAUAGGCAUAGACGUCGAGAAAGUGGGGAUGCUGAUAAGGUGAAAGAAUCUCAUCAAAGUUCUGAUGAAGAUGAUAGGCGAGUGUCGAGAGGCAAGCGAGAAAGAGAGAGAUCCCAUCGGCAUGGGCAUAGGCAGCGGGACAGUGAGGAUGGCGAUAGAAAAAAGGACCGUCACAGGAUAGAUAAGGACGUGAAUGAACAACGAAAAGAUGGUCAGAGUUUUGGGAAGAACAGGGAUAGAGAUGGCAAAGUACUUGAUGAUUCAAAACCUCAGAAUCAGCCAAAAUUGCAAGAAGGAAAUGUAAAUGCUGAUUCAUCAAAUUUGGGUAAGAGUGGUGGAGUUUACAUUCCCCCAUUUAAGUUGGCUCGAAUGAUAAAAGAGGUUGAAGACAAAAGCAGUAUUGAAUAUCAGCGGUUGACAUGGGAUGCCCUUCGGAAGAGUAUAAAUGGACUUGUGAAUAAGGUCAAUGCUGCUAAUAUAAAGAAUAUAAUUCCAGAGCUCUUCUCAGAGAAUCUAAUCCGGGGAAGGGGUCUUUUUUGCCGGUCAUGUAUGAAGUCGCAGAUGUCAUCCCCAGGCUUCACAGAUGUGUUUGCUGCACUGGUUGCUGUUGUCAACACCAAGUUUCCUGAGGUGGGCGAUCUUCUAUUGAGAAGGAUUAUUUUGCAGCUCAAGAGAGCAUAUAAGCGUAAUGACAAGCCGCAAUUACUAGCUGCUGUUAAAUUUAUUGCACAUCUCGUGAAUCAGCAAGUGGCUCAUGAGAUUAUUGCAUUAGAGUUGCUCACAGUGCUGCUUGAGAAUCCAACUGAUGACAGUGUUGAGGUAGCUGUUGGAUUUGUCACAGAGUGUGGAUCAAUUUUGCAAGAUCUUUCACCCAAAGGCCUGCAUGGAAUAUUUGAGCGUUUUCGUGGAAUUCUUCAUGAAGGGGAGAUAGACAAACGGGUUCAAUUUCUGAUUGAAGGGCUUUUUGCAAUAAGAAAAGCGAAGUUUCAGGGGUAUCCAGCUGUUCGUCCAGAACUGGAUCUUGUAGAGCAGGAAGAUCAGUUAACCCAUGAGCUCUCUCUCCAAGAGGAAAUAAAUCCAGAGAUUACCCUUGAUAUAUUCAAGGCGGAUCCAAACUUCCCUGAGAAUGAGAAGAGAUAUGAAGAGCUCAGGAAAACGCUUUUGGGUGAAGAGUCUGAGGAUGAAGACGCUUCAGAUGCUGCAUCAGAUGAUGAUGAUGAUGAGGAGGAGGAGGAUGAUGAAUCCGAGGAAGAGGAUGAGGAGGAGAUGAAGAUAAAGGACGAAACCGAGACAAACCUUGUCAAUCUUCGGAGGACCAUCUACCUCACUAUUAUGUCUAGUGUUGAUUUUGAGGAGGCUGGACAUAAGCUCCUAAAAAUUAAACUAGAGCCAGGUCAAGAGAUGGAGUUGUGCAUUAUGCUCUUGGAAUGCUGCAGUCAGGAGAGAACAUACCUCCGGUAUUACGGUCUUUUGGGGCAGCGAUUCUGCAUGAUCAACAAAGUACACCAGGAAAAUUUUGAGAAGUGCUUCGUCCAGCAGUAUUCCAUGAUUCACCGGCUUGAAACAAAUAAACUGCGCAAUGUGGCAAAAUUUUUUGCACAUUUACUGGGCACAGAUGCUCUGCCUUGGCCUGUCUUAGCCUAUAUACGCUUAACAGAGGAGGAUACCACAUCUUCUUCUCGUAUAUUUAUUAAGAUUCUAUUUCAGGAAUUGUCAGAGCAUCUGGGCAUCCGUCUGCUGAAUGAGCGUCUUACAGAUCCCACAAUGCAGGAGUCCUUUGAAUCUAUCUUCCCAAGGGAUAAUCCCAAGAACACACGGUUUGCAAUUAAUUUCUUCACAUCCAUUGGGCUUGGUGGCAUCACUGAAAACUUACGUGAGUACUUGAAGAAUAUGCCACGCCUAAUUAUGCAACAAGAACAAGCUGUCUCAGACUCUGAAUCAGAUGAUGAAUCUGAUAGUUCGGACUCAGACACAGCUAGUUCUGAGUCCAAAUCAGAUUCAUCAAGUUCAGAUGAGAGUGAAAGAGAUGACAGACGUAGGAAGCGGAAGAGGAGAGAAUAAGGGAAAUGUUAUGCUGCACCAGAGACAACACCACAGUAAACUUUUGAGUAUGGUGUAUUUAUAUAAUCCUGUCAUUAGAGAACCGUCAAUUUUUGUUCGUCUUUUGAAUAUUUUUGAUUCGCUGUAAUUUUACUGUCCAGUUCUCUACAAAUUCCCCUAUUUUAAUAUGCAAAGGUUGCUGUUACUUUUUAAGUUGAGCUGAAAUGCUGAAAUAGAGGUAGAAUGUUUUUUGA